Molecule: messenger RNA, 4372 nt
Organism: Anopheles moucheti
Lineage: Eukaryota; Metazoa; Arthropoda; Insecta; Diptera; Culicidae
Exons: 6
Coding region: 130-3276 (1048 amino acids)
Molecular function (GO): RNA binding
Source: RefSeq, a predicted model, not a curated record
AGCCGCACAACACCAAACAAGACCACAUACAGCGUUCGUCUUGUUUUCAACACAAAACAAAUACGGAAAGAUUUUAAAUUUGGUGGCUAAUUUAAUUUCGUCACUUCCAUCGGUUUUACAGCCAUCGCAAUGGGCGAGAACAAACAUCAUGAGUAUUAUUUCGGUAAUUUACCAAAGUCUGCUUCGGUCGAAGAUUUCCGGAGUUUUCUAAGCGAUUACGGAAAGAUAUCCAAUUUCGAAUACCGACUGCACAAGUGUACAUAUUGCCCAACGAAGUUCGCGUUCAUACAGUUCGCCGAAAGACUUGAUGAUGAGAUGGUUAAAAAAUUGAACGAGACCACUUUUCAGCAAAAGCGACUAUUUGUCGCUAGUACGAGGUCAGCAAAGUUCUUUACCCCACAGCAGUCAGUUGUGGUCCGAUAUCUUAAUGAGCAUAUCACAGAGGAAGAUCUGUACAACUAUUUCGACGAUGCCGGAACCAUUGAAUGCGUGCAGAAACCUUCGCAUAACUACGCGUAUGUGGCGUUUAAGGAUAAUGCCUCCAUCAGGCGCGCUAUGGAGAUGAAGAAGACGCUUAAAGGCAUUGAACCGUAUGUAGUUGAUGUAAGACGAAGAAUUAGCAUGUUUCUGGAGCAGAAAAAACCGGUGGCAUAUGUGCAAAUGAAGGAGAAAUGCGACAAAUUGAAUCUAGUUUAUGAUCCGGCAGCUGAACAUGAAACUACUUUGCUAGUGACCAACAUCCCUAGAGACACCGAGGAAGAUGAUGUUAUAGAGUUUUUGGCCAGGUUUGGGAAGAUUAUUGACUGGUCAAUGAAAAAAUCGGCCACCUGUGUAAUGUCGAAUAUUGCUUACGUGACCUACCAGCACCCGAAGAUGGCUCGUGCAGCUUUCCUGAACGGGCCUUUAAAUUUCCAGGGUUUUGGAAUGGAGGUUUACAACAGACUACUGGGGUACACCUCGAAUGAUUCGAACAAAACCGUCAUCAUUCGGCGUACCAGUGUGUAUUUAACUAACGACGAAAUAUUUGAAUCAUGUUCUGAACAUGGACGUGUUGAGUAUAUACAACGGAUAGAUUCCAACAAUUACAAUACAAUAGUUCGCCUUGAUACGGCAAAUGCGGCAAAUAGAGUGAUGGACACGCGUCACAUUGCUGGGGAAGAGGUGGUGAUCCGAAUGUACACAGCAAAGCAGUACGUUAGUCCCACGUGUACUCCUCAUUAUGCGGAGACACGCGUGCCUCCGAAGAGAUCGCGCAAAGAAUCCAUCUUACUGCAUAUUAGCGAUGUAGAAGAACGUAAGAACAUGUCACUACUGCCCACAACUUUCAAUCCGCUGUACUUUAAUCCAAAUCCACAGUACUAUCGGAACGAAGUCCAGGUGUGGAACUAUGCACCGAAGCAAGGUUUGGUAGAAUUCAGAGAAUUUUUCAAAAAGUAUGGAACCGUAAUUAAUAUGCGCGAACAAAAGGAACACAACACAUCCUCGAUUGGUGUCGUUUACCUUAGCUUUGAAACUAAGCUGGAAGCGAAACGGAUUUGCAAGCUAAAUCAUUCAUUCAUGUGCUCUAGACGGCUCUUGAUUAUGAUGGCCGAUGAGUGUAUUGAAUAUGAUUCGAAGUUGUGCGUUAAAGUUGUCCACCUUACGGAAGAAAUUACCGAUGAAGAUAUGUACGAUAGGUUCACAAUGAUAGGGGAUGUGAAGUACAUAUUUCGGCCCAAGCGCAACGAAGCAAUCGUUUGCAUGGCCAAGGAAAAAUGGCGAGCACGUGCAAUGAAAGUGAUAUGCGUUGGUCGUUUUCCUGUUGUUGUAACAUCUCUGAGAGGUUCCAACAAUGCAGAGCAGCAACCUGUUGUCUCGGGAACGUUACAAUACCCUGCACCUAACCCGAAUAUGGGAGCCAGAACUUUACCGGUACCAGCCAAUAAUCAAUGGUAUGGAGCUGUGCCAAACUAUCCCAUGGGGCCAAUGCCAAUGGGACCAAUACCAAUGGGACCGAUGGGUUUGGGUCCCGGAAGCUGGAUGUCAGACCCAAUACGCUCCCAUAUGCCCAUGCCAAUGUCGGCUGCAAUUAUGAGACCGGCCGGACCACCAAUGCCAAUGGGUCCAAUGCAAAGGGGAAAUCAAGAGAUAAGCCCACGCAUGCGAGGCCUUAUGCAAACCGUGGAAGCCCAGAUGAUAAAGUGUAAAAAUUUCACUACACUGCCCAUGAUGGACCAAUUUAAUUUGGUUCGUGACAUUGUAAAUCAGUGCAUAAGCUUUCCUUACUUUUUGUCAAUGGACGGUGAUGAAAAAGUCCGAUACCUUAAAAACGAACCGACUGGUUUUCGGCAGUUGAACAUUUUUACGCUCUUCACGUACCCGGAGCAGCUGCAGAUGCUUUCCAUCAUUGAAGCCUACUACCGUAGCACAAGUGAACCGGGGAGUCUUCCGCCACCGGCCGACAGCGCAAACCCGAUGGAAUCCGCUGGAAUGCAACCUAACACAACGGUAGUGCUGCCAACUGAUUCUAACGAGUGGACAACCACAACAACAGUAUCGACAAUCACGGAAAUUCAGCAAGCAGUACCAAAUGAUAAGGAUGCCGACGAAGACGACGAUUCCAUUCCGCCCGCCCCAUCACCGCCACCGUUAUCACUUCACUCUAGAUCCCCAACGCCGAACGGUGACGAUAUGUGGAUUUCUUCCAGCGGUUCAAUUAAUGGUUCAGUUCAGCAAAAGUUGAUCGAAAGUUUUGCAGCGAACAGUUCUAAAAGAAAGCGUUCAAAAAAUCAGUUAGAUCCCAAUUGUAGCCAGUUAGAAAAACCAUUGGUACAGGUUGCUAAUCUUCCGAAGGAGAUUACCAAGAGUGAAAUUGAGGAGUUAUUUAGUAAGCAUGGCAAAAUUAAAAUAGUAACCUUUGCAAAAUCGGAGUGUCCUGAUACGAACACCAUGAUCAUUAUCUUUGAAACGAUGUACCAAGCAUAUAUGUCGUUGAAGCUAAAUUUAACGAAGCUGCAGGGACGGCUGAUACGAGUUAAUAUCCACGGCACUAGCUACAUACCAAGUUCGAAAUGUGGCGUGAGCGUUAGUUGUAACGGCCCAUAUUCGGAACUCGCCGUAUUCGACACGUUCAAGUCUUGUGGAACAAUUCUUUACCUUAAGACAGAAGGUCAGCCGGGAAACGAGAUUUGCGUGAUGGAGUUUGAGAAGCAAACUUCCGCGCAAGCCGCUCUAAAGAUAACUUACCUGCACAACGGAAAUCGUUGCAAAGCGAAACCCCAUGUCUUCACAUCUUAGGUAAGUUAUGGCAUUCAAUCAACGAUGUAUGCAAACUAAAUUUCAAACUCCUCCAUCUUCUGGUUGAAUCUACAUCGACAACCUUCAGUGUAAGAUAUUGAGGAUAAGCAUUAGUGAGGCGGUUAUCAUACAGAGUAAGAUCUUACCACCCGGUAACGCGGCACACGUAUCUCGGCGCCCUACAGUCAAUGAAAAUUGUGCAAAAACUGUCAAAUUAAACGGAAUACGUACUCGAUGAACAAACAUUUUCAAUACAAUUUAGCAGAUUUUCAUCAUUGUCCAUAGACUGUAGACCGCCUGGUAUGAAGUGCUUCAAAUUAAUUCAGGCAUAGCCAAGCUAUAGGGUCAUAGGUCUCUUGGUGUUAAACGAUUAGAAUAGCUAAGGAAUGUUUAUAGCUGUAGUGUUGUCCAGAUUUAAUCACAUGCAUAAAAUUACUCUGAACGGUAUAAACCCCCUAAGAGGCAAUGAUGAUUGAAACAUCAGAAUUUUCAACAACUAUCAAGUGCUGCAGACAGUGAAAUAGCCGCAGUCAAACAUACGAGAUGACAUCUGAUUAUUUGAGCUUGAACAUAGUUCAAUUAAUCAAAAAACAAAAUUUAAUAAUAAGCGGCAACAACCAGACAAGUGUUGCAACAUCUAGCACAAGUUAAACAUCUAUUUUAUAGUCUAUUUUUAAGUAGCAUAGUAUGAAAACUUAACGUAAGGACAGAGCAGUUAGUUGACGUGAAUUCAAUUUUCUUCUUUUCAACUGUAAAAAUUUCAGUUAAAUAAAUGACUUAUUUUUCUUUAGUAUCUCUUGCGUUAAAUUUGCAAAUCAUGCAGUACAGAUCAGCAUAUGAUUAGCAUACUUUAAAAUAAAAUAAACGAAGCUAGAACAACACUCGCGACAUGUUAUUGUUUGGUAAGUAUGAAAGUGGGAGUGAAAAUUAGUCAGUGUAAAUAGUUUUAAAAAAAAUACUAACGCUAAGCUCAAGGUUGGGAUCAUCAGUAAAGUCGGAUUUAUAAAAAAGGAGCGCGCCUGGCGACAAUCAACUCAUCUCGCAACAACUAUCUGUUGGAACGCCGUACUGGAAAUAGACUAAAUGUUAGUUUGUA